GGGGGUGCUUAGACAACAGGGUGUGUCGUCUCCUUCAGGUGCAUAGCUGUGCUAGUUGCCUCUAGCCACUAACACUGUCCGUCUCGAGUGACACAUCUUGCAAGCUUGGAAACAGAUCGUUCCGAGUGUUGCUCACAAGGACUUAGCCAGCUCACACAGACAAGAGUGACCAGUGCAUGACGACCGUGACUCUGCUGCAGACUCCCACAACCUCCUCAAGCCCUCUAGGAUCAUGUCGGGCAUCUACGAUGAGUCGGCCAGCCAGGAGGAUGGCACAGACAGCUUCUGGGAGGUGGGGAACUACAAGCGUGCUGUGAAGCGGAUUGAUGACGGCCACAGGCUCUGCAAUGACCUGAUGAACUGUAUACAAGAGCGUGCCAAAAUUGAGAAGGCCUACAGCCAGCAGCUGACCGACUGGUCCAAGAGAUGGAGACAGCUGGUGGAUAAAGGACCCCAGUACGGCAGUGUGGAGAGGGCCUGGGUGGCAGUGAUGACAGAGGCUGAGAAGGUAAGUGAGCUGCACCAGGAUGUGAAGAACAGCCUGGUCAACAAUGACUUUGAGAAGGUGAAGAACUGGCAGAAGGACUCCUACCACAAACAGAUGAUGGGAGGCUUCAAGGAAACCAGAGAGGCAGAGGAAGGCUUCAAGAAGGCCCAGAAACCGUGGGCCAAGAAGCUCAAGGAGCUUGAGACUGCCAAGAAGACGUACCACCUGGCUUGUAAGGAGGAGAAGGUGGCGUCGAUCAGAGAGGCCAACAGCAAGGCAGACGCCUCAGUCGCGGCUGACCAGCAAAAGAAGCUCCUGGACAAGGUGGACAGGUGCAAGCAGGAUUCUCAGAAGGCUAAGGAGAAGUAUGAGAAGACUCUGGAUGAGCUGAGGAACUGUACGCCCCAGUACAUGGAGAACAUGGAGACAGUGUUUGACACGUGUCAGCAGUUUGAGGAGAAGAGACUGCGGUUCCUCAGGGAGGUGCUGUUGGACAUCAAACGACACCUCAACCUCACCGAGAACCAAAGCUAUGCCACAGUGUACAGGGACCUGGAGCACACCAUCACCUCUGCCAGCGCACAGGAGGACCUGAAAUGGUUCAGCAACAACCACGGCCCUGGCAUGCAUAUGAACUGGCCCCAGUUUGAGGAGUACAACCCUGAGAUCACUCACAUGAUCAGCAAGCGAGAGAAGUCAAAGAGAGGGGCAGACGGUAUCAUGCUGACCAACGUGACAGUGGCCCCGGACUAUGUGGCUGCAUCGGCUGGAGACGGGGGCAGUGUGAGCAGCUCUGAUAAGAACCAGGCCUACUCCUCCCAGGACCAGUCGGCAGAGUGGUCAGACGAUGAGCAGGCCGCGCCAAACUCCGGCUCAGACACCAAUGGGGGUGGGGCCAACCCCUUUGAGGAGGAGUCAGCGAAGGGUGUGCGGGUGAGGGCGCUGUAUGACUAUGACGGGCAGGAACAGGACGAACUCACCUUUAAAGCAGAAAACAAACAAUAGCAACACCCACGGCCCUGGCAUGCAUAUGAACUGGCACCAGUUUGAGGAGACGAGCUGACUAAACUAGAAGACGAGGAUGAGCAGGGUUGGUGUAAAGGCCGGUUGGACAGUGGCCAGCUGGGCUUGUAUCCUGCUAAUUACGUGGAGCCCGUCUAGCUGCUUGUGUACGUGGAGGACACUGCCCCAUUGGUUAGUCACCCAGACUGAACCGUCUGAUCAUACUGCACAUUACCAGAGACUUCAAAGCAAUGCUUCCCCAUCCCUCCUCUCUACCUGUGCAAUCAACACACAGACUGAGCCGUCUUUAUUUAAACACUCCCGAGGACCCACAUCAGACAAAGGCAGUACCAACACGACCAACACAUAUCAACCACAACACUGGGCUUGGGACCAUGGUCGAACCACGUCAGUAUACGUGUGCCAACAACAAACACCACAACCGAGAAGCGCAGGAAAACAAUUCAGCAUUUUUGUGUAGCUGUGUUCUAUUCCAAUGUUGUGCAGUGGUUAUGAUGACAUUCACAUGGCAGAAAGUAUGUUCCCUCAUAACAUAUGGCAUGGUUUAGUCCAUGGUGCUUGCAUAGCCAGAAUGAGCUAUGUAAAUGAGCUAGGUGCAUUGUAAAUAUGUGCUGACGGGUCUGUCAUUCCAUGUAAGGUUCUGAAAGUCCCCCUGUGAAACAGCAGCAGCAGCAUGUGCUGCUGUAUGACAUGAAUGACCUUUAGCUGCAGGAUCAAUGACAAAUCACUGUUGAGCAGAGCAGAGCAGAGCACAGCAGUACUACGCUGUUGAGCCUUGUUCAGUGUAAUGGCAUCGAACAGUGUUUCUCUACCCUCGUUGUACCAGAGACUGGCAAGCUAUGGUUCUCCUCUUUGGAUGACCAUUUAGUUGAAAAGCUUCUCUCAAGAUCAGACGAUGUUGGUGUCAGACAGAUGAGGGACCACUCAGUAAUGUCUCAGGGGCCCGGUGCCAGACCAGGGACCGAGGGUUGAAGAAACGCCUGUAUAGGACAUAUUCUUUCCCUAAAGCAGCAUUGAGAUAAUGUACUUGUAGUACCUCUGAUCAUACCAUGUUGAUCAUGUGCUUGUGAUUUCCUGACCCCACUGCUUUCUGGACUCAUCACUUUAUGUCGUUUUUCUUUUGUCUUAAAGUGCACGCCGUGUUCAUUGAGAAAUAUGAAAAAUAUGCUUUACUGUU
Molecule: messenger RNA, 2687 nt
Organism: Oncorhynchus gorbuscha (pink salmon)
Lineage: Eukaryota; Metazoa; Chordata; Actinopteri; Salmoniformes; Salmonidae
Gene: pacsin1b
Product: protein kinase C and casein kinase substrate in neurons 1b
Exons: 11
Coding region: 233-1492 (419 amino acids)
Biological process (GO): regulation of endocytosis; neuron projection morphogenesis; plasma membrane tubulation
Cellular component (GO): cytoplasm; endosome; plasma membrane
Molecular function (GO): phospholipid binding; protein binding
Source: RefSeq, a predicted model, not a curated record